AUUUAAUCAUCAAUAUCUUUGUGGUAAGAAUUUAUGGUGAAGCUGAAUUUUGGUUAGCUAUUUCAAAAUUACUUUUAACUUCGGGUUUAAUUUUUUUCACUUUUAUUGCAAUGGUUGGUGGUAAUCCAAAGCAUGAUGCUUUUGGUUUCCGUAAUUGGAGAAUUGAUGGUGCUCCUUUAAAUGAAUAUAUUAGUACUGGUGCUUCUGGAAAUUUUCAAGCUAUUUUAGGUGCUACUAUUAACGCUUCUUUCACUAUUAUUGGUCCGGAACUAUUAUCAGUAGUUGCUGGUGAAGCUCAAAAUCCAAGAGGUACCAAAAAAUACCCUGGUUCAAUGGCAAUUGCUUUCCAUACUGUAAUUUAUCGUCUUGUCAUUUUUUACGUUUUGGGUGCUCUUUCAGUUGGAAUCUUGGUUGCUUAUAAUGAUAAAUCUCUAAUUAAUAAUUCUGGUUCUGGUUCAAAUGCUUCUUCUUCUCCUUAUGUUAUUGCAAUGGUCAAUUUGGGUAUUAAAGGAUUACCUGACUUAAUUAAUGCAGUCAUCAUAACCGCAGCUUUUUCAGCAGGAAAUUCGUUCAUGUACUGUUCUUCAAGAAUCUUAUAUGCCAUGUCAACUCAAGGAGUAGCCCCAAGAAUUUUCAGUGCAGUAACUAAAAAUGGUGUUCCAAUAUACUGUAUUGGUGUGUCAGUUGGAUUUUCAUUAUUAUCUUUAAUGCAAUUAGGAACAGGAGCUUCCAAUGCAUUAGGAUACAUUGUUAGUUUAUGUACUGGAUCCCAAGUAUUAAACUAUGUUUAUAUGGCCAUUGCCUAUAUCGGGUUUUAUAGGGCUGUUAAAGUUCAAAAUAUUAAUAGGGACGAAUUUGUUUAUAAAUCUUGGUUUCAGCCUUAUUCGGUUUAUUUCACUUUGUUUUUCUUAAUUGCAAUGGUUGGUGUUUUAGGUUAUACUGUUUUCUUACCAGGUAAUUGGUCAAUUGAUGAAUUUUUAUUCUCAUACAUCAUGUUAUUCACUUCUAUUUUUAUUGCAAUUUGUUGGAAAGUUUUCAAAAAAACUGAAUUUAAAUUUAAUAAGCCUCAGGAGGCUGACUUAAUCACUGGUUUGGAAUUAGUCGAACAACACGAAUACGAAUACUUCAGUAAACUAGAAAUUGAAGGUAAGCCAAAAGGCCGUUCUUGGCUUCUGAGAUUUUUUGAUUGGUUAUUUUAGAUCCAUUAUAGCUGUUUAGCUUUUUUUUUUCUUCUCUCUUCACAUUUUUUUGCAACCCAAAUACUUGGUUUAAUCAUUUAAUAAUUUGACUUAAGAUUUUAUAUGACAAUCUUAC
Hyphopichia burtonii NRRL Y-1933 is the source of this 1314-nucleotide messenger RNA. RefSeq lists its product as uncharacterized. Gene Ontology annotation, cellular component: membrane. The record is from RefSeq and is a predicted model, not a curated record. Gene Ontology annotation, molecular function: amino acid transmembrane transporter activity. Gene Ontology annotation, biological process: amino acid transmembrane transport. The transcript has a single exon. NCBI's taxonomy places the organism in Eukaryota, Fungi, Ascomycota, Pichiomycetes, Serinales, Debaryomycetaceae. The coding region runs from base 111 to 1199 and encodes 362 amino acids.